CCUACCAUUGGCUGGGCGUUGCGACGCUGGCGACGGGAGCGCGCACGCCGGUGGCAGAGGGGCCGGGCCGCCCGCCGCCGCCGCAGCAGCAUCGCCGCCGCCCGUCGGCUGUCAGGGCGGCCGCAGGAGGAGGAGCCGCCGCCGUCGCCCGGCCGCCGCGUUAGGACCUGUCUCAUGGCCGGCAGCCCCGGGCCGCUUCCCCUGCCGCUGGCCCGUUCCGGCAGCGCCUCCGAUUCGCCCGGCUCCAGGUGCGCGCCUCAGUCUGCCGACCGCUACCCGGGGAGCGCGCGCGGUCAGACAGGCCCUGGGGGCACGCGAGAGCACGGGGACCGGGAUCCAGGGAACGCGCGCGAUGACCAGCCCGCGGAGAACGAGCACGACCGGCGCCCCAGGAGCGUACACGGCGAUCGGCCUCUGGAGCGCGUGCACGAACAACGCCCCGGGUUCGUGCACGAUGAUCGUCGACCCGGGAGUGAGCGAGUCGACGAGCAUCCGGGGAGCGGGCGCGAUGAGAAGCGACCCAGGAGCGUGCACGAGGAUCAGCGCACCCCCGCGAGCGGGCAUGGUGACGAGCGUCCCGGGAGUGUGCACGAGCCCGCUGAGCAGUGCCAAGUGGUACCGGGGUCUGUGCCUGAUAUACAACUGCCUCCCUCCCUUUCUGCUGACCCCUCCCCUCAGGCUGCGGACACUGACCCCUCCCCUCCAAAAGUCUCUGACCCCCCUGUGGACAUCAACCCUGCCCCACUAGCCCCCCUUCCGCCCUCUCCUCGGCACCAGUUUCAAGCCCGGUUCCAGCCGGAUGCCCUGUCCGUGGCGGACUCUGUGUGUGGGGGACUGGAUUCGGUCUCGCUCUAUGGCACGGUGGAAUCCCUGUUGCCCGAGGAUGCCAGCUCGCUGGGUUCAGACUCCGAAGUCAACGGCAGCACCGCCUCUGGCCGCCGGACCGACAAAUACGGCUUUCUGGGCGGUGCCCAGUUCAGCUGUGGACUGGAAAGCGCGAUCGCUGUGGAUGUGGCCCGGAUGCGGGAGAUGAAGUGGCUGGAAAUGUUGAAUCGCUGGGACAAGUGGGUGGCCCAAAGGUUUGACAAGGUGAAAUUGAGGUGCCGGAAGGGCAUUCCCUCCUCGCUUCGGGCUCGGGCCUGGCAGGAACUGUCCCGCAGCAAGCAGCUGAUGGACCAGAAUCCUGGCAAGUUCGAGGAACUGGACCGGCAGCUGGGAGACCCCAAGUGGCUGGACAUCAUUGAGAAGGAUUUGCACAGACAGUUUCCAUUCCAUGAGAUGUUUGCACUCCGCGGGGGACACGGGCAGCAGGACCUGUACCGCAUCCUCAAAGCUUACACUGUGUACCAACCGGACGAGGGUUACUGCCAGGCACAGGCGCCUGUUGCUGCAGUCCUACUCAUGCAUAUGCCUGCCGAGCAAGCCUUCUGGUGCCUGGUACAGAUCUGUGAGAAGUAUCUACCGGGAUACUACAGCGCGGGGCUGGAGGCGAUCCAGUUGGAUGGAGAGGUUCUGUCUGCCCUCCUACGCCGGGUUUCACCCCUCGCUUACCGCCACCUCAAGAAGCACAAGAUUGACCCCAUCCUCUACAUGACAGAGUGGUUCAUGUGCAUUUUCGCCCGCACUUUGCCCUGGUCGUCUGUGCUCCGUGUGUGGGACAUGUUCUUCUGUGACGGAGUGAAGAUAAUCUUCAAGGUGGGCCUGGUACUGCUGAAGCAUCUGUUGGGCUCAGCAGACAAGUUACGCGAUUGCCAGGGCAUGUAUGAGACCAUGGAGAAGCUGAGGAAUGCACCGGGCCACUCAAUGCAUGAGGACAUCCUGGUCCACGAGGUCGUCUCGCUGAAAGUUCCCGAGUCCCUGAUAGAGCGUGAGCACCGAUCGCAGCGGCAGCGCUGGUCAGCUGAGCGGGGAGAACUGCGUCACCCCCACAGCCGCCGUCUGUACGGGGCGCGGGCUCUGAGGGAGGAGGAGACCCGUCUGAACCCCCCCCUCUCGUCCGCCAGCCCCAGUCUGCUCAGCCUGACCGCCAGCCUGGUCAGUCUCCGCCGCCACAGGGAGCCCCCUCGUCCUUCCUCCCCUACCCCCACACAGCUCUCCCAGUCCCUGGUGGUCUCUGAGGGUCUGCGCCCAAGCCUACCCUCGCCGGCCUCCAGCCCUCCUGCCCCUUUUGGGCAGGGAAAGGCGGAGGGAGGGGGGAAGGAGGGGGAGUCGAAGAAGGAGAGGAAGGAACGGGAACGGGAAGAGCGGAGAGAGCGUAAGGAGAGGGAGAAGGAGGAGAAGGAGCGAGAGCGGAGGGAGAGGCAGCAGCAGAAGAACAAGAAGAAAAAGCAACCUGCCCCCUCAUCUCCCUUGCCCACCACUCCCUCCAAGGGUCCCCUCCGCACGGCCAUGGGGGAGAACGGGGCCAGCCAGGGAGGUGGGGGGGCGGCUGAGGGCAGCCUGAGGGACCGGUACUUUUGAGGGGGUUGGAAGAGGGAGGAGGGGUGAGGGAGACGGGGUAGGAUGGGGACAGAAUCCCUCUGCUCUCAUCACUUCUUCCCAUCCCCUCUCCUCUUCCAUCUGUCUUCUUCCCUCUAUCUCCCUCCCUCUCAAUUUCUCUGUUCCCUUCUCUCCCCUUCCCCCUCUCUCCUCCCCUGCUCCGCCCCUUCACCUCCAAUUCUCUCCCCUGCUCUCACAUUCCUUCCCCUCCCUUUCUCUCUCCCCCCCAAUCACUUCAGAGUAGGUGGGGCAGAAGACUCUAAGACUGUUUCCACUUCUCCGUCCCUUCCUGCUAUGCCUUAAACCCCCCCCCCCCCCCACCUUCCACCCAUCUGGUGCCUAAAGGCAGUGGGGAACACUGAGAGACCCUCUUGCCCCUCCCUCUCUUUUCCCACCACCCACAUAGAAUCUCCCCCCCCAUCCGAUUUCUAAUGCCCCCUUACCCUUCCCUCUACAUCCCCCUCCCCGAAGAGAAAUUUGGGCCGUUUCUGGUGGUGGGGGGUGGGAUUUCCAACCUCCUUCUCCUCACCCCUACACCCUUUCCUCCUCCCUCCUCCCUGCCCUGCCGCCCCUCCCCUUCAGUGUCCUCCGUGCUUCUCCCGUGAGGCUGAAGGGGGAGUGUUGCAAGCUGAGAAUGCAGCACCCCUGUCCCCCUGACUCCCCCACCCAUGGCCCCCGUCGUGGACCAACACAGCUGAGAGCCCUAUAAAUGUAUAUAAAUAACGCUGUAUUUAAUGCCAUACCUCGGGAUAACCUUAUUUAAGCUGGACUCACACUGGAAGAAAACCCCGUUGCCAAAAGCUCGAGAGAGAAACUCCGCUCAUCGCCUGGCUAAUGUUUACAUUUUGUCUGUCUUGUGUUCAGUGGCCACCUGUUUGAGACUCUGAGGUGCAGAGGAAGUAUUGUCUGAAUAAUUAAUAUAAUUACCUAAUCCCA
Hypanus sabinus (Atlantic stingray) is the source of this 3414-nucleotide messenger RNA. RefSeq names its product TBC1 domain family member 10A-like. Bases 175 to 2460 code for a protein of 761 amino acids. The record is from RefSeq and is a predicted model, not a curated record. The transcript is spliced from 9 exons. Lineage: Eukaryota; Metazoa; Chordata; Chondrichthyes; Myliobatiformes; Dasyatidae.